This is a messenger RNA of Lytechinus variegatus (green sea urchin), 3586 nucleotides long. RefSeq lists its product as uncharacterized. NCBI's taxonomy places the organism in Eukaryota, Metazoa, Echinodermata, Echinoidea, Temnopleuroida, Toxopneustidae. The record is from RefSeq and is a predicted model, not a curated record. The transcript is spliced from 5 exons. Bases 290 to 1513 code for a protein of 407 amino acids.
UGUAUCGAAAAAAUGAUACGUGUAUGUUGCCAGGACGUGCACAAGUUUUACUCUCCAACAAUACACUGCAUGCUCUCGCGACUCCAAUUUGCACAACAUUGAUUGGGUUGUUCCUCGGCAGUAAAACCGGAAGUGUGUCAUUUUAGAUAUUAGUUCUUAUUUUGGUAAUUCUCUUGUAAUCGAUUCCAGUCCAUACAUCAUCAGAUGAGCAUUAUCAUUCCCUAAGUAUCUACUAACCAACUGGUUCAUCAAUGUCAGGAAUAGAACAAAGUUUUAAAGAGAGGAAGAGAUGAUGAGGAAGAGUGGUAAAAAUUUGUAUUUCGACUGCAGCGACGAUGAUGAUGAUGAUGUUGAUGAUGUCUACUAUGAUGCACCAGAAGAACCGAAUGAUGUCUCAACAACGUCGAGCGAACGAAGACGGAAAAAACAGGCGGAAAAUAAGUCAAAUAAAGUACAAGCACCAAUGAAAUUUCAUUUUAGUACCCAAUCCUUUGGGAGAUGGAGAACAGGAUCCAAUAAUGGAACAUCUAAACAACCCCGGAACGUUUCUAGUCACUCGCGAGAAACCGGUUUUAGUUAUAAGAAGGAUAUAUCGGAUUCCCCCACUGGCACUCAGACAAGAGCAGGUGUGUUUCACUUUGAUGCUGGAGGACCGUCUAGCUCUACAACGUCAGAACGGGACACAACACGACCGUCUGCCCUCGGCACCCGACCACCAACCAUCGGCACCCGACCACCAACCAUUGGCACCCGACCACCAACCAUCGGCACCCGAUCAUCAAACAUCGGAACCCGAUCAUCAACCAUCGGAACCCGAUCAUCAACCAGCGCAACCCGAUCACCGACCAGCGAAACCCGGCUGCAGUCACACAUUCCUGAAAAGGGUCAUCAGUCUAAAGCUCAAACAUCAGUUCAUGAAGGUGUCGCCUCCAACAGCAAACCAACGUCUAAAUUAGCGGAGCGAAAAAUCAAGCCAUCUACAUUUUCUUCAAGUCUCUCCGUUGGGAUGCAAACGAGAUCAUCCAAGCCUGUCAUCUUUAUCUGUACAUCCUAUGGACUCCACAGUAUCAAAGGGCUCACUGAAAUGGUUCAGAAUUCGGUGAAACAAUGUUACUCUUCUUGCGAGAUCAAGGAGACGGAGCUGCCUUACAGUGGAUUAGAUGACUUUAAGUUUCCUUCAGAGGCAAGCAAAAGAGAUGCCAUGAUCCUCUGCCAUUCGGUGAAUAACAGAGGAUUCUCCAUCACUGAUGUUCCCAACUCACUUUACAACGUUUUUCUAAAGUACUGCAAUCAGCUUUUUGGUAAGGAUCGCGUGGCCGUGAUCGUACACGACUUCGAAUGCAGUCAGGAAAUUCUUACAAUCAAUCUCCAGCAAUUCGAACGAACGCAGCCUACUGCUUAUAAAUUGGCGGGCUUCGUCGCUCUUGCGGAAGAUCUCAACACAUCCGAUGCCAGACUCUGCUACUAUCCAGAAAGUCCUGGCCUAGAUUCUUUUGUCAGAAAAUUACGCUGAAUGCGAUUUGACAUUAAAUGAAUUGUAUCUGGACAUUCUUCACCACAUAGGGCAACUGCAAGUUUAAGAGUGGUGGACUUGCGAGAGUGAAAACCCUGUCAAAUCCUUGGAAUGAGAGUCAAUUCAUUGAUUUUUUGCGUUACCGCUUCUCUCUACCAUGUCUACAUGACAUCAAUGUUUAUAUUAACCAACUUACCAUUCGAAAUACCUUCUUUAUAAUUAUUGGAUUGUUCUAUUUAGAUAUUUCUCAUCAAAGGAGAUCCAUAACUACUUUAGACUUCAUUUCUGAUAUGUGUACGAAAUUGAUGUGUUACUAAUUAAAGUCACUUUGAAUCUACUUUGACAAAGCUUGGGAGGUGACGUCAUUAUAAGAGCUUCUGUUUUGCUCGUCGGAUGUUUCAUUCACAUUCAAUUCUCAGAAAAUGAAAAAGCGAUUUGUUCCAAAAUCGGAUCGUCGACCAGUCGUAAGGUGUGCGGCGGCCUUUACGCAUACAAGUUGAUGGUGGAAUGCCUUCUCUUUGAACACGAUACGAAUGAAUAUUGUUCAUCUCAAGAAAUGGACAAAUUGCAUUUAUGUACAUAGACCUUUCCAUGUUUUGCAGGGCGGGAGGUUAACUGUCUUGAUUACUAUUGGUGCUGGAGUAUGAAAAUCGUCUCGAUAUUGAAAAUUAUAGUCCACAUGCAACCAUUAUGUGGCCCAACACCAUGACUGUAUUUGGUAUGUCACUUGGUUUACUUAAACUAAUAUUUUCUCAUGUUUUUUUGUCAACUUGGCACUUUGUAAAGAGUUCUGAUCAGCGUUGCAUGAUAUUUGCAAAAACACCAAACGUAUUAAGGUAUUUCUCAUCGGUUUGAAAAAAAAAAGAUUGCAGUUAUUUGUUCGGUAAAUAAAACAUGUAUCUAUAGCACCGGCCCUAAUGUGAAAACAAUAGUGUUGGAUACAUUAUCGCAGAGCGCAUAACAAUGUUUAGUGGAUUCGAACUCGAUCAAAGUUUCGAUUUAAGUAUCUCACAAUCUGAAGAAGACUUCUGACAAUUUAUUCUUAAACUUCGUGCGAUUUGAGAUUUUAAAUGCGAGAAGUUGGCAGGACAAAUAACACAAAAUCAUAUAUUCAUAAAAAUAAUAUUCGAGAACUUUUUUGAUUUGGGUUUGAUUUUUGUCUUGUGUUCUCUGUCCACGAAGAAGGUAACAGACUUGUGGCAAAUUAAUGUUUAUUAGACGAAGCUUGUAUCGGAAUUAGAGAUUAGAAACAUUUACGUCUCUCAUAAUAUUGAGAGUAUAACACUUGUGAUAGUCUUAUAGGUCAUAGUAACAUCACAUACUGUGAAUAAUCGUGAAGAAAAAAAAUCACAUACUUCUUUCAUUUUUAGAAUCUCGUGUGAAUGAGAAGUUUAUUAAAGCACAAAAAUGCUGUACAUAGAUGUUAAGAAUAAAUUGUCAUCCUAAUAAAUCUGAAAUAUGUACUCGAAAUAUUGAACAAUUUGUACAUGCUGGAAUUUCAAUUUCGUGACUGCGUAAUUAUGACGUCACGCACGUGUACUAGUUUCAUGAAGAUGAAAAUGUAUAUCAAUGUCGACGUAUAAUUUCUCUGGUGGCGUAUAUUAUGUAUAACUUGGGGAGAGAGGACAAACGGAAAAUCAAUUAAUAAAGUUGUGUAUUUCCUCAUCUUUACUUGUAUAAAAAAUGAUGUUAAACAUAUAAACUUAAAUAUCACCGCCUUGUUGCCGUUUACAGUUUGUUUUUUUAAAGAAAUUCAUCAACAUAUCACGAAUCUUAACUUACCGUAGAUAAUUAUGUUAUAGCAUCAUAGAUUUGUUGAUGUAAACAAAAAUGAAUAUCACUACGUAACAAUAACAGAAACCAACAGAAUUACCAUAGUUUGUCAGACAAUAGUUUCUUUUAAUGAUACUAUGUAUAGUUUAUCAUUUAAUUUUAUAAGUGACAGAUGAUAUAUAAGUGAUUCAAACAUUUUGUUUGAUGUCUGAAACUUUUUAUAUUUUAAGGAGUGAAUAAGGAGUUGGAUUUUGGAGUGAUCCAAUCAUCUAAGUGGUCAAAUAUAAUAAUUGAGGCAAU